This is a messenger RNA of Cheilinus undulatus (humphead wrasse), 1502 nucleotides long. RefSeq names its product surfeit 2 (gene surf2). The transcript is spliced from 6 exons. The coding region runs from base 87 to 827 and encodes 246 amino acids. NCBI's taxonomy places the organism in Eukaryota, Metazoa, Chordata, Actinopteri, Labriformes, Labridae. The record is from RefSeq and is a predicted model, not a curated record.
CGCUGUCAACCCACGUGGAGUUAUUUCCUGAAUGGGGGUGGCCUGAUCACCACGCUGAAAUACUUGUUUUGAGGUGUUUCUAAGCUAUGGAGGAAUUACCCACGGAUCUUAAAGAUUUUCUCCACAACCAUCCUUUCCUCCAGCUUACUGAUGGCAAAAAGAUCAAAUGCACUCUGAAUGGCCACGAGUUUCCAUGCAACCUCACAGAGAUUCAGAAGUUCACUGAAGGGAAGAAAUAUGAGAAACUGAGUGCUGCUGCAGACUUCAGCUACAGCCAGUAUGAGCCACAUAUUGUGUCAAGCACCAAGCAACCCAAUCAACUCUUCUGUAAGCUGACUCUCAGACACCUUAACAGGCAGCCACACCAUGUCUUAAGACAUGUUAACGGGAAACGCUUCAAAAAAGCUCUUGCAAAAUAUGAAGAGUGUAUCAAACAAGGGAUUGAAUUCACCCCUGCCAGACUCAGGCAGAAAAGGCCCAAAGAUAUCAGAGAUGACGACAGUCGGGGGAGGGCUCCGAAACACGGGAACAGCCCAUGGGAACCCUCAUCCAGUGACGAGGAUCACAGUGACUCAGAAGACAGCAUGAGUGACCUCUACCCUCCAUCUAUGUUCACAUUAAAAAAUCCAGCAGAAGAGAGUAUGGAGGCUGACGAGGAUGAGGACGACGAUGACUUCCAGACAGAUGAAGAUGAUGAAAUGGAGGUGGAUAAGCAGGUGCAACAGAAACGGAAGAAGGUCCAGGGUGGUGGCUUUCAGAAGAAAUUCAGGAAUAACCAUUGGAAAAAGGGGCGCAAAAAACCUGGAAAAGCACUAAGUGAAAAGUAAAAAGCAAAACUACGGAAGCCCUAAGCUGACAGUGAUCCAUUUCAGUGUGAUUACUCUGUUUUCCCCACGCUAUCAGUUACUUUUGAUUGUCUUCCCAGAUCUUGACUUAUUUAUUGCAUAUCCCCAAAGAUUCAAAAGUACAAAACAAAUAGUAAAUUAGGUUUAUCCUAACUCAUCAUUGCAAUGGCAGUAUGGCCUGUCACAAUGACCAGCAUAUUGGUUUUUUAGACCAAUGCAAAAUGAACAGUGUUAUCACAAGAACCAUAUUUUUCUCAUAAUAAUAGGAGGAAUGAAUAUGUAAUCAUGGGAAACUCUAGUUUUUUAUCGCAAAAUAAAAAAAAAUGUAAGUCCAGAACUACAAGAAAAUUGGAAUAAAACAUAUCAAAGGACAAUGGAGUACAUAAAUGUAUGGAUGCAUGUUUGCUUUGGGCUUCUGUACAUAACCAUAAAAGUUCAGUAUUUUUAUACCUCGUGGUUUAUCAGGGAGUGACACUGCACUUCCAGUCUGUAGCAGUUUUCCGGUGUCUGAGCUGGCCUGACAUUUUUUAUAAGUCAGCAUUUAUUAAGAGUUUCAUAUUCUCUGGAUAUGAAAGUCGGCAACAUGUUUGGGACAUUAAAUGUGUCGUUUUUGAUUGGAACUGUGGUUUAAAAUGAAAUCUGUGGCACCAAAUACAA